Lytechinus pictus (painted urchin) is the source of this 2827-nucleotide messenger RNA. RefSeq names its product somatostatin receptor type 5-like. The transcript is spliced from 3 exons. Gene Ontology annotation, cellular component: plasma membrane. Bases 384 to 1586 code for a protein of 400 amino acids. Gene Ontology annotation, molecular function: G protein-coupled receptor activity. Gene Ontology annotation, biological process: G protein-coupled receptor signaling pathway. NCBI's taxonomy places the organism in Eukaryota, Metazoa, Echinodermata, Echinoidea, Temnopleuroida, Toxopneustidae. The record is from RefSeq and is a predicted model, not a curated record.
AUUCCAUUUAAAGGCAGUAUGGGUUAAAGCAUAAGACAACGCGAGCACUGAAUUAGUGACAUCAUGUCAAAUUCACACCAAGAAACGACUGGCUAUACACCAUCAAUGUGUAUGGUUUAACACCAGUCAGUGUGGUCCUAAAGAAUCACGCCGAUGUUGCAUUCAACACCGUCGUGGUGUUAUCUAACACUACACUGGUCCAUUUGCAAUAGUCAUUGAUAUUAUCUUUUUUUUUCACCGUCUGACCCCUUCUGAAAUGCAGUGCAGUGUUAGGGACUAGAAGGGGCUGACGACGGAAGUUUGUCAGUCGUCUCCAUGAUGAGUAGCUAACUGGGAGUUAUAGGAGCACCGCGUUGGAACAGCUUUGUAUUCAUGUCCCAUUCAUGUCCGCUAGACGGUUGAAAUUAGAGUGGUGGUCAACGAUCGUUGUCUACAUCCUCAUCACUCCAUGUCAUAAAAUCACCAAAAUGACCACCGAAGUGAUGAAAUUGAACACAACGACAGUUGCAAUGAAUCAAUCAUGUUUGAACGCCUGGGUAACCGUGGUUGACCACGAGGACUGUGCUUUUAUUGGCAAUAUCACCUUGGCAUUCAUCGUCAUAAGCAUCAUCCUCAUCAUCUUCGGUCUCUUCAGCAACAUCCUCCUCGUCGUCAUUAUCCUUAGCAACGGUAACAAAUUGAGGACCAUACCAAACAUUUAUAUUGGUCACAUGGCGGUUCUUAGUAUCCUUUACCUCGUCAUCGUCAGCGGUGGUAAUCUUCUUACAUUCGGCCAGGUUACCUUUCAGUUCGAGAUCAGUGACUCUGUCGUCAAGGCCAUAUUUUUCAUCCAAGUUUUUAUAUCUGUAGCUUCUUUUUCGAUACUGGUACUUCUCGGAUUCGAUCGAUACCUGUCAAUCGUUUAUCCACUCCGAUCGCGACCCUAUCGAACAAAGACGGGGGCAAUUAUUGUCAACUGUCUGGUAUGGAUUGUUGCAGUGCUGUGCAUAGUUCCCCUGUUAAUAGGCCAUGUUGAGGGGGGUGUCAAGAAUAUCUUCGGAAAUUACCUCGUCCAGAGAAACAGAAACGCGAUGAUCACAUAUACAGUAAUCGCAUUCAUAACUCCUGGAAUAGCUCUUACAAUUAUGUACGUCGCUAUUCUAAAGACCAUUUGGUUUAACCCAGCAGCCAAGCAUUUACACGGGGAAGAGCAAGAAAAAAGAUGGAAGCAGCGAAUUCGGGUAUUCAGAUCAAUCUUCAGAGUGGUCUUUGCCUUUGUAUUGCUUUAUGGCUACUUCUUCGCGGUUUUUCUAUGGAUCGCGGUAGGUGGGCAUACGCAAGUGAGCGCUGGUGUGAGCAAUCUACUGUUGUACUCUUCACUAUUAGUAGUUUAUCUGAACUGUGGAAUAAAUCCUCUAAUCUACGCGCUCACCCAACAAGAUUUAAGACCUUAUGUGUACAAGCUACUCUGCCCGAAGAAGUGCAAUAUGAGGAAAUCAGAAAAGGACGCUCUCUACACGACCCAACAAAAAGAUAGAGGGAGCAAGGAUCAUGCUGCACCGCAUGACAACCGCGUAGCCAGGAUUUCAUUUUGGAGGGGGCGGUAAAUGCACGCGAAGCGUGCCAACACUUACAGAGCGCGCGAAGCGCGCUCCCUAGGGGGUGGGUGCAGGGAGGGGGAGUUUCCCCAACCGUCGCGCGAAGCGCGACGGUUUUGGUGUUUCAUAAAUUAAAAUGAAAAGGAGCCGUCUCUCUUGUCUCUAGUACCUAUAUCAGCUCCAAUUCUGUUGACUAUAUUGUGAUUUUGAACCUUGUUUUCAUGAACCUUGUUUUCAAAAGUGAUUGUGAACGCACAAAAAAGGAAUACAAUGGAGGAAAUUAAAAUAAUAAUAACCCCGCGCGGAAGCUGAAGCGUUUUAUCAAUUUUUUUGCCACAAAAAGGAUCCCGAGAAAAGGGUAUUCUCAAAGAUAUAUUGAAUACUUCUCUUGGAAAGAUCAGAUUUGAUUACAAACAAUUUAGCGACAGUGCAUAUCUUUAACUCGCAAAACAGAGGAAAUGAAGUGUAUAUGCCGGGAGGAAGAUAUUCCUCCCCGCGCAGAGCAAUGAAACUCUGAAAUUUCAAAGGGCGGACGUUUCAUCAAAUGCAGAUGUCUCUAAUACCCCCAUCGGCUCUAAUUCUAAGAUUUUUUAACUUCAUUACAAGGAAAAUAGUGCGCAAAAAGUUGAAACUUAUGUAAUUUAUUGAAAUUAUAUAAAAAAGGAUGCCUAAUUUCUUUGACUUAUCCUGAAGCGCUUCAUUUUGAAUUAUAAAGAAACUUAAGUGUCAUUCAAAAUUUCAACUGAGGGCGCAAAACAGGACAGGAGAUGAAUGUGCUGGGAAAUAACAUGAAGUUUAAUAGAAUUUGAUAAAAAAUAUUGCACUUUUUUAUUUAAUACGACACGAAUUUUAUACCUUCCUCUUUUUAAAUUAGGAACCUGUUUGCCCCCAAAUUAUGGUUGUUUAGUAAUGAGCUGAAAAGCGGGAGAAGUUGACUUAAUGGAGGUGACGGCAGAAAUUUAUAUAAAGAUUUUACCCGCCCGGAGCCGACCCGACCAGAAGUUGCGCGAGCAAUAAAAAAAAGAUAACUUCAUAUACUUCGACCUAACCUUACUCUAAUUCCAUGCCCUAAUGUAUACAUUUGAACUUUAACUGGCAAGAAACACAUAUAGCUGAGGUGGAAAAACAGGGUUAGAGAAAGGGUGGGGGAGACAAUGGAGAACUUCAAUAUUGUCAUUUAACCGCGCGCAGCGCGGAAGCAAACUUCAUAUAUAAAUUUAGAGCAAGAGUGAAGGAGUUUCUCUUUUGAG